Hemiscyllium ocellatum (epaulette shark) is the source of this 1561-nucleotide messenger RNA. Its product is annotated as zinc finger protein 239-like. The record is from RefSeq and is a predicted model, not a curated record. Bases 638 to 1423 code for a protein of 261 amino acids. Lineage: Eukaryota; Metazoa; Chordata; Chondrichthyes; Orectolobiformes; Hemiscylliidae. Gene Ontology annotation, biological process: regulation of transcription by RNA polymerase II. The transcript has 3 exons. Gene Ontology annotation, molecular function: RNA polymerase II cis-regulatory region sequence-specific DNA binding; DNA-binding transcription factor activity.
GAGCUGGACGAAGUUGGUGGGGAAAUGGCGACGUGUGACAGAAAAAAACAAUAGAAGUGGGCGGCGGAGGAAGGGUUAGAGCAAGCGAGGUGGGCAAGAAAGUUUUCAUAAAGCCGAAGUGAAGGGUCCUGGAAGUCGAGGGCUGAGAGACCGGAACGCCACAUCAAGAUUGAACAGAUUGGCUGGAUCCACCAGGACCUGGAUGUCAUCCUCCUCUGAAUGUGGAAGGGAAAGUCUUGUGUACGUCCAGACAGGGUGGACAGAUUCCUGAUGAAGGACUUUUACCUGAACCGUCGAUUUUCCUGCUCCUCGGAUGCUGCCUGACCUGCUGUGCUUUUCCAGCACAACUCUAAUCUAGACAGUAGUGAACCAGUUGUGUUUUUGAGAGUCUGGCAGCUUUCGGGCUCACUUUGCUGAGUGUCAACCCCAUAAAUUGCAACAUUCAUUCAGCUCGGUGUCAGAGUCCACCGUUGUGUUUCUGUGGGGGUCCUCUCACUUCACCUUGUUACUGUUUCAAAUCAAAGUCAGAGGAUAUUAGAGCAAGGAGAUUUGCAGUCGGGAAACUACAAAGCAUCACAUCAGGAUCCGACUGGGGCAGCCAAUUUACCUUUAACCUGAAUAUCGUCGGAUUUUGAACAUGAAAGGAGAGAGUGCCAUUCACAGCGGGGAGAAACCGUACGUCUGUUCUGUGUGCGGACGAGGCUUCAGCCGGUCCUCGGGCCUGUUGAGGCAUCAGCGCAGCGACAUGGUGGAGAAACCGUGGAAAUGCGGGAACUGUGGGAAAGGAUUCAAAUCCCCUUCUGAGCUGGAAACUCACCGGCGCAGCCACACCGGGGAGAGGCCCUUCACCUGCUCAGAGUGUGGCAAGGGCUUCACUCAGUCUUCCACCCUGCUGAGGCACCAGCGCGUUCACACCGGGGAGAGACCGUUCCCCUGCUCGGAGUGCGGGAAGGAAUUCACCCGGUUGUCCAUCUUGCUGAGACACCAGACCAUUCACACCGGGGAGAGGCCGUUCACUUGUUCGGACUGCGGGAAGAGAUUCACUCAGUCGUCCACCCUGCUGAUACACCAGCGGCUUCACACCGGGGAGAGGCUGUUCGCCUGCCCUGAGUGCGGGAAGGGCUUCACUCAGUCGUCCAACUUACUGAGACACCGGCGCGUUCACACCGAUGAGAGACCCUUUCAGUGCCCGGACUGUGGGAAGGGCUAUAAAAGCUCCGGGGAACUGAUGUCCCAUCAACGUGUCCACACGAAUGAGAGACCGUUCAGGUGCUCCCACUGCGGAACAGGGUUCAAGCACUCGUCCCAGCUCACUGUCCACCAACGUGCUCACACCGGUGAGAGGCCAUUCACCUGCUCCGAGUGCGGGAAGGGAUUCACUCGGUCAUCCCACCUCCUUGGGCAUAAGCGCGUUCACAAGUAACAACAGUGAUUACAUACUGCGGUUUUGUCACAGCCACAUCCAUUGGCAUCUGUUUAUUGCUGACGUUGAUAAGCUCCAGCCCAGUUGUAGGUGUUAGUAUUCCAGAUAAAAGUCAAAUAAAUCAAUUUUGCGUCAACA